Molecule: messenger RNA, 1430 nt
Organism: Kickxella alabastrina
Lineage: Eukaryota; Fungi; Kickxellomycota; Kickxellomycetes; Kickxellales; Kickxellaceae
Product: clathrin assembly protein AP47
Exons: 2
Coding region: 64-1368 (434 amino acids)
Biological process (GO): vesicle-mediated transport; intracellular protein transport
Cellular component (GO): clathrin adaptor complex; clathrin-coated vesicle
Molecular function (GO): clathrin-cargo adaptor activity
Source: RefSeq, a predicted model, not a curated record
AAAAAAAAGCUCAAUUCGUUUAACCUCUCAUCGCCACCACUUAUCUCUUAAAUAUAUACUCUUAUGGCGUCGGCUGUGUUUCUGCUUGACCUGAAGGGAAAGCCGCUGAUUGCGCGGGAUUACCGCGGCGACAUCCCAUUGACAGCCAUUGACCGGUUCAUGCCACUGCUACAGGAGCGCGAAGAUGAGGACGGCACGGGCUUGCCGGUAAUGACAGAGAACGGAGUAACCUACCUGCACCUUCGGGAAAAGGAUGUUUACAUGGUUGCCCUGACGCGCAAGAACACAAACGCCAUGACACUCUUACAGUUCCUGCACCACCUGUCCAAGGUGUUCACAGAGUACUUCAAGACCCUGGAGGAGGAGUCUAUCAGGGACAACUUUGUCAUUAUCUAUGAGCUUCUGGACGAAAUGAUGGACUACGGGAUACCACAGAUAACAGAACCAAAGAUUCUGCAGGAGUACAUUACCCAGGAGAGCCACAUGCUGGAGAUAACACCGCGGCCGCCUAUGGCGGUGACCAACGCAGUGUCGUGGCGAUCGGAGGGCAUAACAUACCGCAAGAAUGAGGUGUUCCUGGAUGUUGUCGAGUCGAUAAACAUGCUGGUUAACCCGACUGGAAACGUGCUCAGCAGCGAGAUCCAGGGCGCGAUCAAAAUGAAAAUUUAUCUCAGCGGCAUGCCCGAGCUACGCCUCGGCUUGAACGACAAGGUGAUGUUUGAGAGCACCGGCCGCAGCGCCAAGGGCAAAGCAGUUGAAAUGGAGGACAUUCGCUUCCACCAGUGCGUCAAGCUGAGCAAGUUUGAGAGCGACCGGACCAUCUCGUUUAUCCCGCCCGACGGCGAGUUCGAGCUAAUGACUUAUAGACUGAACACACAGCUCAAGCCGCUCAUCUGGUGCGAGUCAGUUGUGGAGAGUCACCGCGGGAGAAUCGAGUUUAUGGUUAAGGCCAAGGCGCAGUUUAAGCACAGAUCGACGGCGAACAACGUGGAGAUUAUUGUCCCUGUCCCGAGCGACGCUGACUCGCCCAAGUUUAAGACUACCAUGGGCUCGGUCAAAUAUUCGCCUGAGAAGUCUGCGUUUGUGUGGAAGAUGAAGCAGUUCCAGGGCGGCAAGGAGGCCCUGCUCAGGGCGCAUUUUGGCCUGCCCAGCAUUCGCGACGAGGAUCCCGAGAGGCGCCCGCCGAUCUCUGUCAAGUUUGACAUUCCGUAUUUUACUACCUCGGGCAUCCAGGUUCGCUACCUCAAGAUUGUCGACAAAUCCGGCUACCAGGCGCUACCGUGGGUUCGGUACAUCACGAAGAACGGCGAUUACCAGAUCAGAAUGCCCGAACCGAUGACUGGCGGGUCGCGUCUGCCGCCCAUCUAAACAAGCUGUUCUUUUUUACUUAAUGCUUACAACAGUGCACUAUUUUAAUUAUAUUAUUACAU